This is a messenger RNA of Zalophus californianus (California sea lion), 1371 nucleotides long. Its product is annotated as testis-specific Y-encoded protein 3-like. The transcript has 7 exons. Bases 1 to 1140 code for a protein of 379 amino acids. The record is from RefSeq and is a predicted model, not a curated record. Gene Ontology annotation, molecular function: chromatin binding; histone binding. Gene Ontology annotation, cellular component: chromatin; nucleus. Gene Ontology annotation, biological process: nucleosome assembly. Lineage: Eukaryota; Metazoa; Chordata; Mammalia; Carnivora; Otariidae.
AUGGCAGACGAGGCUUUGCGGGAAGGGGAGGAGCGAUGGGAGAGAGAGGAUGCCAUCCUGGUGGUGGAGCUGGUCCUAGUGGUGGGUGACCUAAGGUUGGUGCUGCAACUGGCCUUGUUGGAGGGGCAGGACGGAGAGGACGAGGAGGACACGGAGGAGGCCGCGGAGGAGGUAGACGAGGCUGACACGGAGGAGGAAGACGAGGCUAGGGAGGUUGAGGAUGCUGAGGAGGCUGAGCAGGAGCCAAGGGAGGAGGAAGAGAAGCCCGAGGAAGAGGAGGAGGUGGAGGGGCCUGAGGAGGCUGAGCAAGAGGAGGGGGAGGAACAGGCUGAGGUGCAGGCUGUUGUGGAAGAGGCUGAGGUGGAGGAGGCUAAGGAGGAGCAUGUUGGAGAGGAGGUGGCUGAGGCAGAGGAGGCUGGGGAGUGCGAGGAGCCUGAGGAGGGAGAGGAGGCUCAAGAGGCUGAGGAGGAGGCUGAGCACGAGGACCAGAGGGAGGAGGGCCAGAAGGAGGAAGAAGGGGCGCAGGAGCUGCAGGAGAAGCAGAAAGGGGAAGAACAGCCAGAGGGGCGGCGGGGUCCGAUCCCGUUCCCGCUCGAGGCUCUAGAGGCCUUGCAGUCAGAGCUGGAGCCCGAGAAUAAACAAGCCAGCAGGUCCUCCUCUCGGCUCAGACUGAGCUAUUGUCGGAGGCGGCAGCGUCACCUGGAACACCGAAGCGCCCUUAUCCGGGGCAUCCCUGGCUUCUGGGCCAAGGCUUUUGUGAACCACCCCCAGAUGUCAGCCGUGAUCAGUAAGGAAGAUGAAGGCCUCCUUGGCUACAUGACGGAUUUGAAGGUGGAGGAUCUCAGGUUUCCCCGUGAUUGCCGCCAGAUCCUGCUCUUCUUUCGCAAGAACCCCUACUUCCGGAAUGAAGUCGUUGUGAAGGAGUAUGUCCUCAGCGCUGCUGGGUACGGGCCUUCUCAUUCCACUCCCAUCCAGUGGCACCAGGAUUAUGAACAGGAGGCCUACAGUCGCAGGGACCACAACACCAGUCUUAACUUCUUCAACUGGUUCUCUGACCCCAGCUUUGCCAGCUCUAGCAGGAUAGCCGAGAUCAUCAUGGACGACCUGUGGCCCAACCCCCUGCAGUACUACAUGAGAUAGAAGGCCCCAGGAGAGGGAACCGAGAGGAGGACAGGGAGCAUCAAGAAUUUGAGAUGAAUAUGAGGGAGCAUCGCACUUGACCGAAGCCAGUCCAGAAGCUUCAGAUGCUCAGGCCAGUUCCUCUGCGCAGGAAGUAACCGAAGACUGGUGCGGGGGCGAAACAUAGGGCAGAUUGAGGCCCCAGGAGCCCUGGAAAAACACUGAAAGUUGAUAAACAAGUUCAAGUGUGCU